Messenger RNA from Eleginops maclovinus (Patagonian blennie), 5812 nucleotides. RefSeq names its product AMP deaminase 2-like. The transcript is spliced from 18 exons. NCBI's taxonomy places the organism in Eukaryota, Metazoa, Chordata, Actinopteri, Perciformes, Eleginopidae. Gene Ontology annotation, cellular component: cytosol. Gene Ontology annotation, biological process: AMP metabolic process; IMP salvage. The record is from RefSeq and is a predicted model, not a curated record. Gene Ontology annotation, molecular function: AMP deaminase activity. Bases 1 to 2811 code for a protein of 936 amino acids.
AUGGUCUCUUCUGUGGCUGUUUUUCCCAGCAUUCACUUCAGGAAGCUCAUUCCCUGGUUGCUAAGGCAACCGAGGGGGAUGGCCCCCAGCAGGAGCCGGGGAAGCCUUGGGCUGCAUUUCAGCUCGUCUCUGUGCCGCAUGCCUGCUGACCUGCUGCUGGCAAGGAGGAGGAGCCAGCUCUGCAGAGGAGCUACUCCCAGCCCAGUGUGGGUCCUGCCUCCCCCAUGCCCUGCCAUGAGACCCAGCGUUAGAGCUGCUACUCCUCUCUCCCUCUGCUGGCCACUGCACAGCUCUGACUCACUGUGCUUCAGUAGUAACAUGAGCACAGGCGGCAAGAUGUCAUCCUCCUCCUCCUCCAACAACGAUGGACAAGGGAAGCCUAAACCUAAAUCCCCGUUUCGCAAAAGGGGGAGUCUGCAGAGCACCACCAGCCCUGACCUGAGUGGUGCAUCUGGAGCGAAGCCCCUGAAGCCACAGAGAUCCACUUCUCUCACACACUAUCCAAUCGACCUGCGAACAUCCAUGGAAGAAAAGUACAAAGAGAUUGCCGAGCUGUUCACACGGAGCAUGGCAGAUAGCGAGAUGCGGAGCGCUCCUUAUGAGUUUCCGGAGGACAGCCCUAUCGAACAGCUGGAAGAACGACGACAUCGACUAGAGAGGCAAAUCAGCCAGGACAUUAAGCUUGAACCCGAGAUCUUGCUCCGCGCCAAACAGGACUUCAUGAAAAUCGACAGUGAUGCAGACCUAGAGUUGUUGCAGGAGAAGAGUUUGGACACUGUUGAUAACUGCUUCAAGAAGAGGGAGCUGCCACUGGAAAGAGAGUACCAGCGGGUUUCCAUAUCUGGAGAGGAAAAGUGUGGGGUUCCCUUCACUGACCUGGUAGAUGCUGCAAAGUGUGUGGUGAAGGCGCUGUUCAUCCGGGAGAAGUACAUAAAGCGGUCCAUGCAGAACUUCUGUAAGACCACAGCUCACGCCCUACAGGAGCUGGGGAUGAAGCCCCUGGAUCUGGCCGACUACGACGAUAUAGCAGAGACUCCUGUAGAUGCCGAUGCCCCUGUGCACCCACCUGUCUCAAAGAAUCACCCCUAUGACCAAGACCCCAAGAAUUUGCCGACAGACACGGGCUAUGGUUGCAAGAUGGUGGGGGGAGUAGUCCAUGUCUACACCAAGAAAACAAACAUGGACAAAAGUACAGAACUGGACCUGACCUAUCCGGACCUGACUGAGUACAUUGGAGACAUGAACGUUAUGAUGUCCCUCAUCAUCAAUGGUCCAGUGAAGUCUUUCUGUUACCGCCGCCUGCAGUACCUGAGCUCUAAAUUCCAGAUGCACAUCCUCCUGAAUGAGAUGAAGGAGCUGGCGGCUCAGAAGAAAGUUCCCCACAGAGACUUCUACAACAUACGAAAGGUGGACACGCACAUACAUGCAUCGUCCUGCAUGAACCAGAAGCACCUGCUGCGAUUCAUCAAGAGAGCCAUGAAGAAAUAUCCAGAGGAGAUCGUUCACGUUAACCGCGGCCGUGGUCAGACCCUGAAGGAGGUGUUUGAGAGCAUGAACCUGACGGCGUUCGACCUGAGCGUAGACACUCUCGACAUGCAUGCGGACCGUAACACAUUCCAUCGGUUUGACAAGUUCAACGCCAAAUACAACCCCAUCGGAGAAUCCAUCCUCAGAGAGAUCUUCAUCAAGACUGACAACCACAUUGAAGGGAAAUACUUUGCACACAUAGUCAAGGAGGUGAUGUACGACUUGGAGGAGAGUAAGUACCAGAACUCCGAGCUGCGCCUGUCCAUCUACGGGCGCUGCCGGGACGAAUGGGAUAAGCUGGCUCAGUGGGCCCUCAAACAUCGAGUGUACUCUGAUAAUGUGCGCUGGCUCGUCCAGGUGCCCCGUCUUUUUGAUGUGUACCACACAAAGAAGCAGCUGGCUAACUUUGAGGAGAUGUUGGAGAAUAUCUUCAUGCCUUUGUUUGAAGUCUCCAUCAACCCGCGCAGUCAUCCAGAGCUGCAUCUCUUUCUGGAGCAUGUGGUGGGCUUCGACAGUGUGGAUGAUGAGUCUAAGCCGGAACACCACAUCUUCAAUCUGGACAGUCCGCUGCCAGCUGACUGGACAGAAGAAGACAACCCGCCCUACUCCUACUACCUCUACUACACCUAUGCUAACAUGGCUGUGCUAAACCACCUGCGAAGGCGCAGAGGCUUCCACACGUUUGUCCUGCGACCUCACUGUGGGGAGGCGGGGCCGGUCCACCACCUGGUGUCAGGUUUCAUGUUAUCAGAGAACAUCUCCCACGGACUGCUGCUCAGGAAGGCUCCGGUGCUGCAGUAUCUUUACUACCUGGCUCAGAUUGGCAUCGCAAUGUCACCACUGAGUAACAACAGCCUGUUCCUCAGUUACCAUCGCAACCCGCUGCUAGAGUAUCUGUCCAGAGGCCUUGUGGUCUCUCUGUCCACUGAUGAUCCUCUUCAGUUUCACUUUACCAAGGAGCCUCUGAUGGAGGAGUACAGCAUCGCUGCUCAGGUGUGGAAACUAAGCUCCUGUGACAUGUGUGAGCUGGCGAGAAACAGCGUCCUCAUGAGCGGGUUUUCACACAAGGCAAAAAGCUACUGGUUGGGCCCCACUUACUCCGACGAGGGUCCUGCCAGCAAUGACAUCCGUCGUACUAACGUCCCUGAUAUCCGCGUGGCGUACCGCAGCGAGACACUUUCUGAGGAGCUUCAGCUCAUCACUCAGGCUGUCGGCACCGAGGAGCUGGACACUAUCAGCGAGGAGGACGCUCUGUCCAUGGGCCCUAUCCCGGAACAACACUAAAGCCACAAUAACCGCGACUUGUCCUGUGAAUCCCCAGCCCUGUGGUCCACCCAGCAUGACACGGAAGAGACGUGGUGGGAGGGUAAUUCCGUUGCAUCCCACAUACAGUAUAAACACCGCAAACCAUCACUCUUGAAGUAUGCCGCACACACAGAUACCAAAAAGCCAAGGACGCAGUGCUGCUAGAGCCAUACAGGUUCUUCGUUCUUCAGUUUUUUUUGUUUGAGUCAUUAUCUGGUUUAAGUUCCAAGUUCCUAGCUCAGUCAUAAUAAAGGUUGACCAACACAUAUGUUUCUUGUGAAUUCAAAACCGAAAAACACAGGACGAUGUUGUCUUUACAUCUCAGUCCAAGAGUGUGACAUACUGUGAGUCAGCAGGUUGUAUGAAUACACCAGACACAUUACUCAGCGUGUAGUAUCUGCGUUCUACAGAAAUACUGACAUUGGAACUUUCUCCACAUAAACCCACUCUGAACACGGCUUACAACCUGGUGCAUCUACUAUCUUCAUUAUACAAACUUAUCAAAUGAUUACAGGUUCAGUUUUUAUGGAAACAUUACAGCUGUAGGUUGGAUUUACCCAGAAGACUCGUUUCAUGUUUUAAGCUUUUUCAGGUUUGGAGAUGUACAGUAACUGAAUGAGAGAAAGGAUGGCACAGCUUCUGGUGCUUCUUGUUGUGGUUUCAGAUCAUGUAUUCGUCACAUUGCACACAAGGAAUUGUUCUUCCAAGAUUUAUUGAGCUCAGAAAAUGACUUCCUGGUCGUCCACUGCACACACUCCAGGAGGCUCAAACUUGUCUAUUGCUGCAAAUGUAAUCCAGUAAAUGUUCACAAUCCUCCCAUUUUGAUGGUGUAGACGAGGGAUUUGAAUCAUAGCACAAAUGAUCAUGGCUGGAUUUAGCAUCGUAUGAGGAGAAAGCUCUUAGUGACCUCACUGUGGUCAUGAAGAGAGGGACCCUCUGUUUAUAACUCAUUCCUUCCCUUAUAGAGAAAUCACAAAGUUUAGUUUUAUUUCUCCGUCGCAUGCAGUGCACUGUACAUAUGCAACAGGACAAGGUUUCGCAGUGCCUUUUCUUUUUGAGCUUUAUCCUGAAAACCCCAUUUCUUUUGCAGUCUUCUACACUAGGCCUCCAAGCUGUUGUAAUAUCCCCACCGAUGGAACUGAAACCACCAAGCUGCAUGCUCGGUGUAACGAAGCUUGGCCUUUGUUUGACAAGGACAUUCAGUUUCUAUUUCUCUGCUUAUAGGUGCUUUAUUUGCAUGCCUGCAUGAGUAAUGGAUGGCAGGCGAGAAUGAGUGAUAGACAGCCAGCUGUAAUCUGAAGUUUGAAUUACUUCAGGGCUACACCAGCAUUUGAGUCAGAAAUCUGUUUGCAUUAAACAGAUUUAAACUAAGCACUGUUCACCAUGUAGAUACAAGCCAACCAUGCUGGGACACGGGCCAAGAUGUUUGCAUGGUCCUUGUAGCAUUUCCUUUUUUUUUUUUUACUUGCCCCAAAUCUGAUCAAAGCUGGGAUCACAUGUUGCGUUUUACUCUCAUCAUAUUAUUUCUCUACCUGCCACUGGACACGGGCCAACUUCCAUCAAACUGUGAGCAUUGUUAAGAUGAUUAGGAUGAAAGAAGCUGAAUUUGUUCAGCAAGAAUAAAGUUGGAAGUAGCUUCCAAGUGUUCAAGGGAGGUGCCAUGGUUGUCUGCUUGUUUGUUGGGUUUCAUGUAUAAAGCGUAUUUUUUAAAGGGAGUAUAAAGAUAAGAGAUUUUAUAUUCACAAUAUAUUGAUGUCAAGGUUUAACUAUUAGUUGUGUUGCUGUUUACCAUUGUGAGUUAGCAUUGUGACAUGAAGAUAGUCGCUCAAUAAACGUUAUUUUAAUUUGUUAAUCAGAACAUUUAAUAGUACAGUAAUUACAAUAUGUACAUGAUAUAUAUAUCUAACUUUAAAGCCAAAAGACUUCUGUUGUUUUUAUUAGGAAAGAAUCAUUUCAUCCAUUGAUGUACAUUGCCUUGCCCAAUGACUUCACACACUUACUUCUUGCAACAAUCUGUAAGGUAAUUAUGGGAGUUAAAGUUGUAUUUUUUUGGCGUACCGGCUGUGGUGCGUUAUUCCAGAGGUUGGAAUCUGUACUGAACCUUCUCCAUCCAUUCACAACCUUUUGUAUUCUGUGUUUAUGACCCUGUCAUGGUUUCACUUUUCUUUGUUUUAUCAGUCAGCACAGAGCUACAUGUCUGCACAACAUCGUGCAGCCUACCUCAUAAAUACUCAUUUCUAAACGUUCUCUGUGUUUCUGUGUCCUCAGCAACAGCAAACCACAAUUUAUGGAUUAUUUUCAUUAUCGAACAAUCUUUUUCCGGUUUACUCAAUUAUUUGUUUGGUCUGUAAUCAUCAAAAAAUUGUGAAGAAAGCCCAUUAUGAUUCCUUUAGGACCCUCUGUGUUGAGAUGUUUUAGUCCAGACUAGAGUCCAGUUCCCAAACACAUUUGCUUUACUUUCAUAGACAACGUUACGAAGCAACACAUUUUCACAUUUGAGCAGUUUAAAUGAGUCAUUUUUGCAGAUUUUUUCUUUUGACAAUCACGUAUCAAUUAAUUCCUGUAAAUAUUGGCGCAUGAGAAGUGAUGCACAUAAAACAGAACAUUUAAAGAUGCUUUUAUCUCUAAGUAGUAACACAGCAAUUAUUUGGAUGCCAUCACAGAAACCAGUAAUUCAAAUAUAUGCGCUACAUUACUCACAUAUUUAUAAUUCACACUGAUUUAUGUGUCAUUUCUAUCUUUAGCACUCAUUUAUUACAUUUGUUAUGCUCACUCUCAAGAUAUAUUUGUGUGCAGCUUAUAUUUUUCUCAUUGAAAUCUUUGUUUUUACAAAAUCUCGUCCCUUUUUCGACAUUUGAAUUUUAUGGCCAUGGAUCUGUGGCCAAAUUAUUGCCUGAAAUGAAUUGCCAGUGUUAAACAGAUGCCUUUGACAAGGUUCAUGUGUAAUGUCUGAACGAAAUAAAGCAUGUUUAUUCACUAA